This is a messenger RNA of Magnusiomyces paraingens, 1431 nucleotides long. RefSeq lists its product as uncharacterized. Gene Ontology annotation, biological process: sterol biosynthetic process. The record is from RefSeq and is a predicted model, not a curated record. The transcript has a single exon. Lineage: Eukaryota; Fungi; Ascomycota; Dipodascomycetes; Dipodascales; Dipodascaceae. Gene Ontology annotation, cellular component: endoplasmic reticulum. The coding region runs from base 1 to 1431 and encodes 476 amino acids.
AUGUCUGUGGCUCCUCCUAGAACCGCGCCGGCUAAAAAGCCUCCUGCCUUUGUACUCUCGUCACCUGAAUCCGGACCCUCAAAUAGCCCAUCCCCAACAUUUGACCCUACAACAACACCUGCUCUAACAGCCGCUACCGCUGCUGCUGCUGCUGCUGCUGCUGCUGUCACUGCCGCUACAAACGCUACUUCUUGUUCUUCAUCAUCAUCAUCAUCUUAUUCUUCGACUGUUCCGCUUGAAAAGUCCCAGUCUUAUGUCAAUCUUACCACUUCGGCUCUUCAGGGUGUUUUUGGCUCCCACGCGUCUCUCGCAGAGCUCGCGGGUGACGUGCCUUCUCCGCGCCCUGGACGGUCCACUAUUGCAGCUGCCGCAGUUGCAACAUCCUCCUCUCGUCUUAAUCAAUCUUCAUCAUUUAAUACCCAACUCCAUCCUUCUAUCUCGUCCUCUUCCACCACUACAAAUGAAGACUCACUUGAUCUCGCUGCGGCUAACUAUCUACUGGAAAACCCGCGUCCACGUACUCGCAGACCUUCCUCAUCAUCUUCUUUCUCGGUCGGUGGCAAUAAACCAAACGGCACAAGCUUCGAUAAGUCCCAACAGAAUGGGGGCCGCCCAGGGAGCAGCGGCAGUGAUACCAUUUUCCCUGCAACCUAUCUCGCAGCUGAUGGCUCUGUAGCACGUCGCUCUGUAUCUGCUAUUGCACUGCGGCUAGGCGCACUCUUUGCCAUUGGCGUUGCUUAUGGCCAGCUAGCGAAAAAUUUGCAUGAUAACCAGCAGGUGAGCACCCGCAUAUUUACCUUGGACCCCACUUCCACCUCGCCUACUCUACGUUCACUUGUUCUUUUUUCAGCCAUUUGGGGGCUCCAAGCGGUUGUUCUCGGCGUGCUUUUACCCACCGUUGAUAAAAAAUUCCCCCAAGGUUCUAUCAAGCCUGCAACUCUCUCUACACUCAUAAACGCAGCCACUUCCGCAGCUGCGGCCUCCUCCGCAUCUCCUUCUGCUCCUCCCUUACGGCCCACCUCAGUUGACUCGGCUGCUGCAGCUGCAACUGCAGAAGAGGAAAAGGAACAACAACAGGAAAAGGGUGGCACCGACUGGGUCUCUGUAAUUCGCGGCAGUGCCGCGUUUCUUGGCGUGGCCUAUGGUGUGCGAAAACUCCCUUGGGAGUCCUCAUCCCAGGUGGCAUUCCUGUGGAGUUGUUUGAACCCCAUUUUAUGGUUUUUGUUUGACGGUACCCGCAAUGGCUUUAUUGUUUCUGCAAGUACCGCCAUUAUUGAAACCAUUGGUUUCUCUUUCUUUUUUUCCUCUCAUCUUCCACCUUUUGAUCUCGCCGGUGGAGUAUACCUUUCGGUGGUCACUUGGGUCGCAAGUGUUUUGUUUUGCUGUAGUAUAUGUUUUGGCAAUCUUGGUCGUCGCAUUCUUUCUAAUUAA